Molecule: messenger RNA, 4589 nt
Organism: Pelagomonas calceolata
Lineage: Eukaryota; Pelagophyceae; Pelagomonadales; Pelagomonadaceae
Source: the annotation of a GenBank genome assembly
GUCUGCGGGACCGCCGCGCGGUCGGCCCAAACUCUUGGCGCCCACGACCGCGCCCGCGCCGCGCGGGGCCGCCCGCACUCCCCGCACUCCUGAGGCUGCCCCUCUGGAACCUUUUCGGGCGCGGCCCGUCAACGCACGCGGGCAGGCUGCCUUCCGUGGGUGCUAACCGACCCAAAGCGCCGUCCUGCUGGUCCUCAGCCGCUCACACGAGGCGUUUUUACGCUCGGCGCGCUGGGAUCUGGCAGCUUUGCAGAGAGUCAUACUCAGCUUACGUUCGGGUUCGCAGCAAAAAGGCCCGGGGACCCGUCGGAGCCCUCGACCGACGCCUCCGGGCGCCCCGCGCGCGCGGACGACCCCCGGGCCGCGGCUUCCAAACUUGGCAGACAAUCUCCGGCACGCCUCCUGUUGUUGCGCGCCGCACGAGAAAACGUCGCCACCACAAACGCUGGGAGCGCGCAGGCGUCACUGGUCGCGCGGCUGCCCCCCCGGCGCCCAGCGCCUCGGGGAAGGCUGCCCCCCCCCGCCAGCCCAGCCUGGGAAGCCAAAGGCCUGGAAGAGCCAAAGGCAUAGAAAUGGCAGCAGCCGUCCGCCGCCGGCACGGCCCGCCGCCACCGCAAGGCCCGCCGCCCCUCAGAAUCCGGCCCCAGUGCGGCGGUCACGUCGUCACCUUCGACGGCGACGCGCUCGGGUUCUCGGUCAUCGACGCGAAUGGCGUCCCCGUCGUGUCCGAGGCCCCGCUGUCCGCCGGUUUCGAAGUCGGCGACCGCCUCGUCUGCGUGAACGGCGCGCGGCUGCCCCGACUGCCGUCGUGGAAGGUCAAGGCGCUGUUCGAGAGCUGCGGCCGGCCUGUCUGUAUAGAAUUCGCCAAGGAACCGAUCAGCGACGGUUUUGAAUUAGAUGAGGUCACGCGACCGCUCGCCCACGUCGAGGUCUCGAAGAUGUUACACGACGCGACGCGGCUGCAGCCGCCCUUCUGCAUGCAUCUAGCUCGAUCAUUAGUAGAAGCUUAUGAAAAAGGAGGCGACGUCUCCUUGGACGAAGCUCUCUCCCCGACCAUCAGGGCCUUCUGCGAGGUCUUGUUCGCGGACGCGCCCGUGCAAGCCAUAAGUCCGAUGCCGCCGCCCUGGGCCCUCGCGGCCACGAAAGCAACUAAAAAUUUCCUGCAGCGAGAGGAAGUAGAUGAAGGCACCUUCAACGCGUUAUCCUUGACCCUGGCGGCGUCACUACCUAACCAUUUACGCGCACCGGCCGAGGGCUGGACCGGCAACCAGAAGAUCGAGCACGUCGCCGACGAGCUGCGGGCGAUGGGCUUCGACGAGAGUGCCAUCCCCAAAGUGUCUGAUGAGGACUGCAUUUUCAAGCGGGAAAAUGAAAAAAUGGCGCGCGCGACGGCUCAAUUACAGAGUGUCAUGAAGGCUCGCAGGAGGUUGCUAGAUUUGAGGGACCGCGCUCAGGCCAAGAAAGCUAUUGCGGACGCGCAGGCGAACGAUCCGAACUGCAUCUUUGGGCGGGAGGUCCGGCGGGCCGAGAGGGCCGCGCACGUCGUGCAAAGGGCGCUGAAGCGGGCGACGUCAUCUGAUAAAGUGGUGCCGCCGCUGCCUCCCCGGAAGCCGCGGCGUGCUAAGCCGACGCGAAGAGUCGAGGCGCCGGCCUGGCUGCGGGCGGGCUGCAGUGUCGAGGCCGACUGGCGCGGCCGCGGGGCUUGGUAUCGCGGCACGGUCACGGAGGUGUCUAACAAAGGCUGUAGUGUCCGAUACAAUGAUGGAGGCAGCGAGCGCAACGUGCCCUUCGACCGCGUGCGCCCGCGCGAGGCGUCCUCGGCCGUCGCGCGGCGGCCCGCGCCCAGGACCGCGCCCGCGGCCAAGCCGGUCGCGGUUCCAGACGAAUCAUCUGACGAGGAACCGACGCUCACCCUAGAUCUCGCCGGCAGGUGGUACUCCGUAGAUGUACAAACAGGAAAGCCCAACAAUGACAUAUACGAAUUCAGACAGACGGCCACCAACGAGUACGUCACGUACCGCAACGGGCGAGAAACCCCCAAGAGCGCCUUUACAAUUGUGCAAGAACACAACCACUUGAAAGGCCGCAUGAAGGAGAAGAUCCACGGUCCUCGAGGGCGGACGUACGCGCCUGUGUGGAAAUCAACCAGUGUGUCGCGCGCACCGACAAUUCUUCACUAAGUCAUUUCUCGGCGAUGGCGCGGCCGUGCUGGCUCCGUCGAGCGGUGAGGAACGACCACCACCGCGCCAUCGAGCAGGCGUCGCGUCGAUGGCGUGGAGGACGACGCGACGAUUCAGCACGAACGCGCCGUAAAAUUUUUUAUUUCCACACAGGUACGCCCCCUCGUUCAAGGUGCGGGACAACGGUGAUUUACAUUGGGACAUCCAAGAUUCGAAGUGGCUCAGUCGUCGAGACUGCGGCGUGGACUGUUUGUUAGAAGUAAGGCGUAGUGCGGGCGGGUCGCUGCGCAUCGCCGCGGGUUCCGUCGUGAGUUUCAAGAAUUAUGGUAGUGGUUAUGCGGCCAUCGUCAACGCCGCUAAUGUGAUGGGAUUGGGUGGCGGGGGCGUCGACGCGGCCGUCAAUUCGGCAGGUGGUCCGACCAUGCAUAGAGAUCGAAGGGCUCUACCUAUCAUUAAUAACAGGCAUGAAAGAAUAAAAGUAGGCGGCUGCGUGGCUACGGGACCGAACUCCUACGGCAACAUCGGCACGGAGUUCGUACUACAUGCUGUUGGCCCCGACUUCCGGUCGCAUCCUGCUCAACAGGCCGAGACGUUAUUGCUGUCGGCUUAUGCUUCAUCUUUGUCAUUGGCCCGGGAGAAGGGCAUCAAGCGGGUGGCGUUUCCACUCUUAUCGGCCGGUAUUUUCCGGGGUCAUGUUGCACUGGAUAGGGUCGUGGAGCUCGCGUGCCGGGCGGUGGCGACGCACGACUACGACGGGGACGUCUACCUGUGCGGCUUCUUACCGGCCGAACAGACGGCAUUGAAAAAAGGUGUAGACGUUAUCCUCAAGGAAGGCUUGGUCCUGCCUCUUGAUUGUGUCCAUCAGAGAGCAGCUAGGGCCGAGGCCGAGGCGCAGCGAGCGUACAAGCUGAGACGGCGCGCCGAGGAGCUCGCCCGGCGAGAGAACAGAAGGGACGCCUUCCGGCAGGCGGGCUCGACGAUGGUGCGAGCCAUGCGCGAGGCCCACCGCGAGGAGGCGGCCCAGCACCUCGCGCGGACGCAGGAGGGCACGGCGUCCUUUUUUCAGAGACGCGAGGCUGAGCGCGCCCGGACGCAGCAUAGGCAGGAGCAGAUCGCCGCUCGCGAGCGCGAGAAGCUCGCCGAGAAGGAGGCCGCGUCGGCGGCGUUACUGCAGCGGAAGACCGCCGCGACGUCAGUGUUCAAUGAGAGACGAGAACAACAGCGGCAGGAGGCGGAUCGUAGGAGGGACGAGGAACUUCGGCGUCUGCAGGCGACCCAGGCCCAAAAAGAAAGGGAGGCCGAGGCAUUGCUGCAGCGGAAAUUAAGGGAGAAGCGGGCGCUUGAAGAGCGGAGGGCCAAGGAGCGCGAAGAGGCCGAGGCGCGACGGGCCGAAGAAAUUGCGCGGCUCGCCGAGGUCCAAGCACGGAAAGAAAGAGAAGCUCGGGAGUUGAAGGAGCGCAAGGAACGCGAAAAGCGGGAGUUGCUCGAGCGAAGGGAGGCGGAAGCUAGGGCCGUGGAGGCGCAGCGCGAGGCUGAGCGCAAGGCUGUCGAAGAACGUAGAAGAGCGGAGGCCGCCGCGAUCCAGAGGCGGAAGGCCGAGGAAGCAAGGGACGAGGCGAAGAAAAUUGCGAAUCGGAGGGCCAUCGAGGCGGCGAGGAAAGCCGUGUCUGGCUUUCAUAAAGGCGACGCGCGGUUCAGUCAUCGCGGUCCUGGAGGAUGGGAGGCCUAUGCGCACGAGCACUGUCGCGUGAUUGAGCGGGCCAUGAAGGCGUCGAACGGGAGUGGUACAGUAUCAUUACCUGGUAUUCCCUUUGAAGUAAGGUGGGGCGACGAGGCGGUCAGUGCGAAGCUGCCGCACCCGCCGCCGGAGGGUAUUAUUCAAGUGAAUCUACGAAGCCAGAACACGCGCGUCGUGCGGCGCGACGGUGAUCAAUCAGCUCCUUCACAACCGACGCCGUGGCAGCAGGAGAGUGCGCCGGCACCGCCACCGGCGCCGCCGCCGCGGUCGACGCCGGCCGCCCCGUCGGGUGGGACCAUGAUGGUCCAGAUCCCCGCGGGCACGGCCCCCAACGCCAUCCUCCAGGUCCGCGCGCCGGACGGCCGCACGAUCAAGGUCCGCGUGCCGCCGAACGUGCGGCCCGGCCAGCAGAUGCGCAUCUCGGUGCCGGCGGCGGCGGCGCCCAAGGCGCCGCCGCAGCCGCCGCGACCGCCGCCGCGACCGCCGGGCUCGACGCUCAUGCGCGUGAAGAUUCCUCCUCACGUGCCCGCUGGUGGGUCGAUUACAGUGAGGGCCCCCGAUGGGAAGCUCGUCAGAGUACGCGUACCGCCGGGCGUCGCGCCCGGCGCUACCAUUACCGUGCGCAUCUAGUCGUUCCGUCGAUUGCGUGCCGCGUAAGUUUCUUCCGUUCA